GAAAGCGUCGGUAUCGUUCCCACCGGCAGUUGGAAUUCUCUUGCGGAAGUCGCUCCGGGUCUGGUCCUUUCCCCCCUUCCCUUGAACCCUUCCUGGCCCACUCGUACCACGGAGGGGUUUUUUUAAAAAAAAAAUUGCACGUGACCGGGGAGUCGAGCCAGAGGCGGCUCUUUCCAGUUGCCCUGUCCCACGUCAGCCCCGCCCAUCAUGGCGGCCUCGUCGAACCUGCAGAAAGCAAUAGACCUUGCUAGCAAAGCAGCACAAGAGGACAAAGCAGGAAACUUUGAGGAAGCCCUCCGCUUGUAUCAGCAUGCUGUGCAGUAUUUCCUCCAUGUUGUCAAAUAUGAAGCACAGGGUGACAAAGCAAAACAAAGCAUUAGAGCAAAGUGUACUGAGUAUCUGGACAGAGCAGAAAAGCUGAAGGAGUAUUUGAAGAAGAAAGAAAAAGCUCCUCCAAAGCCAGUGAAAGAAUCUGGUUCAACUGAUGAAAAGGGGAAUGACAGUGAGGGGGAAGGAGAGUCAGAUGACCCUGAGAAAAAGAAGCUACAGAAUCAACUGCAAGGUGCCAUCGUCAUGGAGCGGCCAGAUGUCAAGUGGAGCGAUGUUGCUGGUUUAGAGGGAGCAAAGGAAGCUCUUAAAGAGGCAGUUAUAUUACCUAUUAAAUUUCCACAUCUUUUCACAGGGAAGAGAACCCCUUGGAGGGGGAUUCUUUUGUUUGGACCCCCGGGAACAGGAAAAUCAUACUUGGCGAAAGCUGUUGCAACAGAAGCUAACAAUUCUACUUUUUUCUCUGUGUCGUCUUCUGACCUUGUCUCAAAAUGGUUGGGGGAGAGUGAAAAGUUAGUGAAGAAUCUGUUCCAGCUUGCCCGAGAUAACAAGCCUUCCAUUAUCUUCAUUGAUGAAAUUGACUCUUUAUGUGGUUCCAGAAGUGAAAAUGAAAGUGAGGCUGCUAGACGGAUUAAAACGGAGUUUCUGGUUCAGAUGCAAGGAGUUGGAGUAGACAAUGAUGGAAUUUUAGUGCUGGGAGCUACAAAUAUACCUUGGGUUCUAGAUUCUGCCAUCAGAAGAAGGUUUGAGAAGCGCAUUUACAUUCCCUUGCCUGAGGAUCAUGCCAGAACAGCCAUGUUUAAGCUUCAUCUUGGGACUACUUUGAACAGUUUGAGUGAAUCAGAUUAUCGAGAGCUUGGAAAGCGAACAGAUGGCUAUUCUGGUGCCGAUAUAAGCAUAAUCGUACGAGAUGCCCUAAUGCAGCCAGUUAGGAAAGUUCAGUCAGCUACACACUUUAAAAAAGUGAAAGGUCCAUCAGUGUCUGAUCCAAACAUGUUAGUAGAUCUGUUCACUCCGUGCUCUCCAGGGGAACCCAGUGCCAUUGAAAUGACAUGGAUGGACGUACCAGGGGAUAAACUACUGGAGCCUGUUGUUUCCAUGGCUGAUAUGCUGAGAUCAUUAGCCAACACAAAACCUACUGUUAAUGAACAAGACCUGGAAAAACUAAAGAAAUUCACAGAAGACUUUGGACAAGAAGGCUAAUCCAAAGACCAUUUUGUCCCUAAAUUUUUUCUUUGGAUUUCUUGCCUCUCUAUUGCCAAUAAAUGAAUCGCUCCUUCUUUUCUUUCUACAUGGAAAUGAAGAGCUGUUUGCAAGGACCCUUGAGCUUUUUGUAUAUCACUUUCCAGAAAUCUCUUAAUGUUGUUUUCUGAGAGCAUGAUACUAGGAUCUUACGGCAAAAAAGGUAAACAUGUUAUAAAUAUAUUUAAAAAAUUGGCAGCCCUUCCUGGUUUAAUUGGGUUUUUAUGAGUUUAGAUUUUAGGUAAUGAUCUCGCCCUAGUUAUAAUAACUAUUUAUAAACUUCUGCAGGCCUAAAAAGAACAUGACUUGGAAAGGAGGCAUAAGAUCUGUUUGCCAAAUGUUUUCAAUUUCUUUCAAUUUGCCAGGAAAAUAAUUGAUUUUGAAUCAUGCAGCAGAUAAUAUAUACUCAUAGUUACAGAGGAUUAUUCACCAUAGAGUUGAGAAAAAGAGAUGGGGGUGGUGAUCAGGAAGGACAGCAACUUAAUGGCCAGUUCUUGUAUCAAAACAUUGAUCUGGAGCAACAUUUGUUUUCCCUUGCUAUGUUGUGGUUGGAGAUUGCCUUAAGCAUCUGCAAACAUUGAUUUCAGUUACUCGUGAAUAGACACCUGUCACUGUGCAGUCUACCAGGGAAGAUGCUUGAUGUACUACAGAUAAAAGUUCUUUCUCUUUUUCUCUAGUUUCAUUUAGCUUUGCUCUCUAUAGGAGUUUAAACCAAACAUAAGAACAUAUGGCAGAGUGGUAGCCAUGCAUUGAUAGAAGGGAAGAUAAUUCUGAAUUAAUUUCAAAAGAACUUUGGACCAAGUACAGAAGGGCCUCAUCAGUACCUCUGAUUUACCAAGGGAAGAUGCUCUUACUCCAGGUUGUUUUGUAAACACCUGGCUUGAAUGUCUGUCUUUGAAGUGGGUUGACAUUUCUUUAAGAACAGUGUAAUAGUAGUGCAGACUGUUUUCCAGAGGCCUUCACUAGAGUUAUGCAGCUUAAAAAAUAUCUGAAUGUCUCUUACAAGACUACAAUGUUAGCAUUGAGAAUGUGCCUUGUAAGUUUACCUGGUUAUAGACAACAGACCACUGUGGAACCAGUAAUGUGGCACACAGCUUUAUUGCUUAGAACUGUAUCCCACAGAUGCUUUGUGUAUUACCAAUUUCAAUGUUUAAUAAGAACUGUAAGGCCACUCACUCUCUCAUGGGCUUGGGUUUCCUUUUUAUGUACAUAUUUUGUCUACUUCCUAAAAUAGGACAGGUGAAAAUUUGUUUUGGAAUGAAGUAAAAAGUUACGAUACAACAUGAGCUUUUGUUUCUAUAUUUUUUCCUUCAGAUGAGUUUUCUGUAUUGUCAAAACAUUUUGUUUUUGUCAUUUUUUGACACGUAGAAUAUUCUGCUCAAAAUGACACACUGUUAUGGGCAUGGAUCCUGCCUAGAAUUUUUCUGUGCGGGGUGUGGGUGGAAGUGGGACUGAUUUCUAAGUCCUGAGGUAGCUCUGACCUUUUCCAGCUAUUCUUGGGUGUCCCUCUAUCCUCCAGGGAGUACCAGUGGGGGACAUUUUUAGUACCUGCAGGAAGAUUAAUUGACAAAAACUGUCUCUUGCCUCAAAGAUAUUCUAGGCAGGACACAAGCCAUGGUAUUCUAAGAUUUGGUGAAAGAAUUUUCAUAUACAUCCUUGAACUGCACUUUACUUAGAAUUCUUCACUACACUGUGUCAUUUUCAUAGCACUUUAGUAUUUAUACCAUAUACUUUUCAGAACAGUUUUUUCUGUCCUAUUAAUGCAUUGUAUGCUCCCAGCAUUUGUCCACCUAAUUCCAUACAACUACUUCUGGUGCCUGUUGUUUUGUUACCUGUUUUCAAAAUGUACACAAUUAGAAGAACUAAGGAUUGAUACUUGAUUGCAACACAAGUUGAGUUUCAUCUUGCAUUAUUUCUGUCAUGUGCACACUGAUGUUUGGCCCUUGGAUCACAUAGGCUGUGAGCCGCAAUCAGAGCUGUAAUGGCUUAAAUUCCAGAAUAAAAUAAAUUUGGUGUUUAUAAUU
Molecule: messenger RNA, 3593 nt
Organism: Eublepharis macularius
Lineage: Eukaryota; Metazoa; Chordata; Lepidosauria; Squamata; Eublepharidae
Gene: VPS4B
Product: vacuolar protein sorting 4 homolog B
Exons: 11
Coding region: 208-1530 (440 amino acids)
Biological process (GO): vacuole organization; endosomal transport
Molecular function (GO): ATP binding; ATP hydrolysis activity
Source: RefSeq, a predicted model, not a curated record